GAGUAAGUGCCGGCGGCCGCGCCAACCGCAGUGACAGUCCCCGCGCCGCCGCCGAGUAAGAAGCUCGCGACACGACACAACGCAACACAGCACGACAUGGAGACCAAGAAAUUCACCAGGAAGGAGAUCGCCGAGAGGGACACCAAAGCAGAGACGGUGUUCGUUAUAGCCAACAAAGUGUACGAUGUGACCAAGUUCGUCGACGACCAUCCGGGCGGGCACGAAAUCCUCGUGAACGUGGCCGGCAAGGACGCGUCGGAACAGUUCGAGGACGCCGGCCACAGCUUGGACGCCAAGGAGCUGAUGCAAAAGUACUUCAUCGGGGAGGUGGUGGAGCAGGACAAGCGACAGACAAGUGGCCAGAACGUAAACUGGAACCUGCCGCCGCAGACCGAGGACUCUGAGAGUGGCUUCCUCUCCUCAUGGAAAUUUCCUGUCGCGCUGGGCCUGGUGCUCACCCUCCUCUACACCUACCUCUUCGGAUAAACUUUACUCUUUAACAUUGUGUUAGGGCCGGUGCAGCUAUGUCAUUGUUUUGCACCGGAUGAGUGGGGACGGACAGCGCCACGGACCGGUUCUUCGGCGUCGGGCGGUCGGUUCUUGCCCUCGCCUUGCGUGUCUGUAAAUAAAUUGCGUUUGCGCAUUGAGGACGAACGAGUGCUUGUCAUUAUCUUAUUAAGUAUUGUUUUGUUCAAGUUUUAUACCAACCUAUAUUAUGUAACCGAUAAUAAAGGUAAUUUUGUUACGUUA
Messenger RNA from Papilio polytes (common Mormon), 750 nucleotides. RefSeq names its product cytochrome b5-like. The record is from RefSeq and is a predicted model, not a curated record. Gene Ontology annotation, cellular component: membrane; intracellular membrane-bounded organelle. The transcript has a single exon. NCBI's taxonomy places the organism in Eukaryota, Metazoa, Arthropoda, Insecta, Lepidoptera, Papilionidae. Gene Ontology annotation, molecular function: heme binding. The coding region runs from base 97 to 486 and encodes 129 amino acids.